Messenger RNA from Trematosphaeria pertusa, 602 nucleotides. RefSeq lists its product as uncharacterized. The transcript has a single exon. The record is from RefSeq and is a predicted model, not a curated record. Lineage: Eukaryota; Fungi; Ascomycota; Dothideomycetes; Pleosporales; Trematosphaeriaceae. The coding region runs from base 231 to 539 and encodes 102 amino acids.
CCCUCUCGCUCAGCGGCGGCCGGCCGGCAUGACGUGCGCGCCGUCAUCUUUCCCAGCCAAUCUAUCCGAUAAAUACGUCGAUUCUCUAUGUGUUGAGCCCGCCCAUCCCGCGGUUCCAGCACCGUUCGUCUUCCUUAUUCGCUGUUUCCGUUCACAAAGGUCGUGAGCCCCGUCUCAAAACCCAAUGGAUCGCAUUUCCACAUCAGGAUAUCCAAUUGGUCUUUUCGUCGAUGAACAUUUUGCCCUCUUUCAGGUCACGUCGUGCCGGGUGGGUUUGGUGGGGUAGCUGGGGAGCUUGGGCGCCGAAUUGGGGCAAGCGGAUGACGAUGGUGGGGCUAGAGCUUCCGAGCUGCAGGUGCUGGAGUGCGGAUCCGCGAAGGGGCUUGAUGAGGCGGAGAAAGUGUGCGGGUGCCGUGUUUGGUGAGGAAGAGUGCGGACCGGGAGAGUUGGGAUAUUCCCAGGAAGGGGCGCGUAGUGCGAUUGCGGACACGAUUGGGGAUGUUGAAGCUCAAUGCGGUUCAGGAGGAAGAAUUGCAUGAGCUUUCUUCUGGUAUUUCCGGCGCCUAUAUACACGAUCACCAGAUACUAAUCACGCUCUCGGA